Messenger RNA from Seriola aureovittata, 531 nucleotides. RefSeq names its product ubiquitin-60S ribosomal protein L40. Gene Ontology annotation, biological process: modification-dependent protein catabolic process; protein ubiquitination; translation. Gene Ontology annotation, cellular component: cytoplasm; ribosome; nucleus. Gene Ontology annotation, molecular function: ubiquitin protein ligase binding; structural constituent of ribosome; protein tag activity. The transcript has 5 exons. Lineage: Eukaryota; Metazoa; Chordata; Actinopteri; Carangiformes; Carangidae. The coding region runs from base 85 to 471 and encodes 128 amino acids. The record is from RefSeq and is a predicted model, not a curated record.
CGAGCAGAAGGAAGUGACGUGUUUCAGCGUCAGCCUCUUCCGCUCUCUUUUCGUUGAGGCUCAGCUAGCGGCCGGCCUGCAAACAUGCAGAUCUUCGUGAAGACGUUGACGGGGAAGACCAUCACCCUCGAGGUUGAGCCCAGCGACACUAUCGAAAAUGUCAAGGCUAAGAUUCAGGAUAAGGAAGGAAUUCCCCCUGAUCAGCAGCGUCUGAUCUUCGCUGGCAAACAGCUGGAGGAUGGACGCACACUGUCUGAUUACAACAUCCAGAAAGAAUCUACUCUGCAUCUGGUUCUGCGUCUGCGUGGUGGUAUCAUUGAGCCUUCACUCAGACAGCUGGCCCAGAAAUACAACUGCGACAAGAUGAUCUGCCGCAAGUGCUAUGCCCGUCUGCACCCACGUGCUGUCAACUGCCGCAAGAAGAAGUGUGGACACACCAACAACCUUCGUCCCAAGAAGAAGCUGAAGUAGACAUUUUGACUGAAUCGGCUUUGCAUGCCAUUUUGUGUUAAAAUAAAUGUAAGAAAAUUA